Phytomonas sp. Hart1 is the source of this 1575-nucleotide messenger RNA. NCBI's taxonomy places the organism in Eukaryota, Euglenozoa, Kinetoplastea, Trypanosomatida, Trypanosomatidae. The record is from the annotation of a GenBank genome assembly.
AUGACUUGCUCGAUUAAACGGCUCUCGAAGGAGUAUCAUUUCCUUCAGAACCCUGUCAAUCGUGUCUGCGAGGUCUACGCGGCCCCACUUCAGGAUAACAUUUUUGUUUGGCAUUUUACUAUUAAAGGGCCAGACAACGACGAGCUGGGCUACUCGGAAGGUCUUUACCACGGGGCUUUGCUAUUCCCUCGCACCUAUCCCUUUGCGCCCCCUGAUAUUCAAUUUUUUACCCCCAGUGGACGCUUUGAAACGCACACGAAAAUUUGCUCAACUAUCAGCAGCUACCAUCCUGAGCGAUGGCAGCCGACGAUCGACGUGAGCACCAUCCUCAUCGCCCUGCGGAUGUUCAUGGAGCAAGAGGGAGAUAUUGGCAGUGGCGGCAUCAACAGUUCGAAUUACUCCCGCCAUGAUAAGCAAAAGAUGGCGAAAAAAAGUAGGGACUACAUUUGUAGUGAAUGCGGGUGUAGUUCGCAGGAAAUUUGGGAAAAAGAGAUGAGCCUGUAUCCCAGGAUCGCCGUGGAAAAAAAAACCUCCGUGGAGGGAAUUUCUUCUCAGUCGCCUUCCGGGGUAGCGGUGGCAUCAAAUACCAAGGAGGAAUCUGAAGUUGUGAAUGCGAUUUCUCCAACGCAGGGAUUAGAAGAUUCAGAAAAGGAUCCACCACCCGGCAAUGAUAACUUUAUCAGAAGUAGAGAUGGAAGUAGGGAAACAUCUGUAGAUGCUGACAAAACGGUAGAAAAGGACGAGAAGGAGGUUGAAAACCUAGUUGAUUGCUCACCAGACACCCUUAUUCAUUCUGUAGAAGUUGUGACCGAUGCGGAAGCCACUCCCCACCUGACAGAGCCCGCAAAGAUGGAAGAAACGCUAGGUUGCUCAGAUGACAAUGAGAAGGUCAAUUUACCAGUGGCUAAUGUAACUGAGAAUUCGAACACUGAAGGAAGGCGAUCUGAAAUGCAGGAGAGCGCUCCUUCAUUCCCCUCCGAUGUGGAGGCAGAGGAGAACUUACCCACCAUGCCCGAAAGCGUGGAUGCAGAUUCUUCCAUUCAGCUUGUUAUGAAGCAAGGUCCUGUUGUGGAGGAUGCUGGAGUAGAUUGCCUCGUUAAGGAUGAGCAUUCCAAGAAAGCCAUGCCGACCUCUGAAGGCACUGAGGGUGGUGCAAACUGUAUGAACUAUGGUACUAAUCAUAACAAUAGGGCUGCAAUGCGAGGGGUUGACAAUGAUAUGUCAGCAGAUAAAUUUGAUCUGGAAUGUGAAGAGCGUCCGGCGUUAGGAGCUGCAUGCUGUGCAGCUGGAACCACCACCUCUAACGUGGAGUCCGAUGAAAGCAAAAACACAUCUGGAGAGAAUGGACAAAAAAACAAUCAGCAAGAGGGAGAGACCACAAAAAAGGAAGAACUUCCCAAGCCGCAGCCGAGCCUGGAGGUGGAAAUCGCCUCCUUGUCGAUAAGGAUUUCUAUUCGAUCUCUGGAUUGGCUGAUAAACAUUUGUGCAAUUAUAGUGGGCCUUUUCUGGUUACACCGCCUGUCUGUAAUCCUUUUUCGCUAUUACUUCAGCGGCAUUAAUGUGAGAAGCGCAUAA